UUUUUUCUUUUCUUCCGAAUCACUCUUCCAUUUUUUUUCUUUCUAAACCCUAAACCCCAAAUUCCAAUUGCCAAUUUGUAUCUCAAUACCAAUUUCCAAUUGCCAGUCGAGGGGGGAGAAAUGGGUGUUACAAAGAGCACACAAUAAAUUAUACCGCACUACUUCGUUCCCUACUUUCGUGUUUAUAGGGACAAAACCCGAGAGCUAAUUUCUCAGUUGAUUGUGUCGAUUAGUUUGGGGAGAAGAAUUAAUCAAUAAUGGGGAGAGCAAAAGGAGAAGCUGCAAGAACCAAGUCUCGCCCCUCUAGCAGCAGCACCGCUGCUUCGCUGUUGCCAUCGGGCGUUACAGCCGUGGGUUUCGGAGGCUAUGUUGGAAGCUCGCCCGUGAACUCCUCACUCGCAUCAACCCCUGAUGCCGUUCCUUUUACGGAUAUUGAUGGUGAAGUGGCGCAGCACUUGAAGCGGCUUUCGCGCAAAGACCCUAUCACUAAGCUUAAAGCUUUGACGUCACUUUCUCAACUUAUCAGACAAAAAGAGGCAAAGGAAAUAGUAACAAUUAUUCCUCAGUGGGCAUUUGAGUACAAGAAGCUGCUGAUGGACUACAACAGAGAAGUUCGGCGAGCAACUCAUGAGACCAUGACUAAUCUUGUCAGUGCUGUCGGAAGGGAUUUGGCUCCACAUCUAAAGCCUCUAAUAGGACCCUGGUGGUUUUCACAAUUUGAUUCUGUAUCUGAAGUUUCCCAAGCUGCAAAGCGGUCAUUUCAGGCUGCUUUUCCUGCUCAAGAGAGGAGAGUAGAUGCCUUGAUGUUGUACUCAUCUGAAAUUUUUACGUAUAUAGAAGAUAAUCUGAAGCUGACCCCACAGAGUUUAUCAGAUAAAGCAACUGCUUCUGAUGAAUUGGAAGAAAUGCACCAACAGGUGCUUUCUUCUUCAUUACUGGCAUUAGCAGCACUUCUUGAUGUUUUCCUUUAUUCGCAUUCUGAAAAGCCUGGUCCAGAAAAUGUAACUGGUGAAUUGAAACAUGCUGUGAAAGCUAGGACUAUUGCUGUUUCUUCAGCGGAAAAGUUAUGCUCAAGUCAUAAAUAUUUUCAAGACUUCCUAAAAUCUCAAAGCCCAGCUAUUCGGUCAGCUGCAUAUUCAGUAGUGAAAAGUUGUAUAAAAAACAUUCCCAAUGCUAUCAGUGAAGGAGAUAUGAAAAUGCUUGCUGGAACAAUACUUGGUUCUUUCCAGGAAAAGAAUCCAGCUUGCCAUUCAUCAAUGUGGGAAACUGUUUUGCUUUUUUCUAGAACUUUUCCUGACAGUUGGACUACCGUGAAUGUCCAGAAAACAGUUAUAAGCCGGUUAUGGAAUUUUCUUAAGAAUGGGUGUUUUGGAUCUCAGAAAGUGUCAUAUCCAGCGCUAGUUCUAUUUCUAGAAAUAGUACCUUCAAAAUCAAUCACAGGGGAUAAAUUUUUUCUUGAUUUCUUCCGCAGUCUCUGGGAAGGAAGACACAUGUCUUUUUCAUCAAACACUGACCGACAUGCAUUUUUCGUGGCAGUGGAAGAAUGCUUUAUUUGGGCAGUAAGAAAUGCUUCCAGAUAUUGUGUCGGAGCCGAAGCUAUUUACCUUUUCCAGCAUACCCUUGUUGAUGAGGUACUGUUGGGGUUUCUGUGGCCUGAAUAUCUUUUGGCUGCCAGCUCAAAAAAUCAGGAUUCAGCCUUUUCAUCAUCUAUUCUAGAUCAAUCGAAGAAUGGCAUCCAAUCUAAUCAUAAGGAACCAAGAGAAGCACUGAACAGUAAACAUUCAAUAGAUUAUGAAGAAAGUCUUGGGAAAUGCAUUGUUAAAAUCCUUUCUGCGAUUCAGCGCCUAGACAAUAAUCUGUUCUUAGUGUUCUCGUCGAAAUUUCAAGCCGAUAUUCUCGAUAUAUUUCACCAGACAGAGUAUUCUUCUCAAAAUGUGCGAUGGGUGGUUAAAUUUAUUUUACUACUGGACAAACAUGCAGUUCGGAAUGGGGAAAUAUGGCCCUUGCUUGACUUGAUUGGCCCCACAUUGCAAAAAUCAUUCGCAGUAAUUGGGACACUUGACUCGCCAGAUGCAGUUACGGUUAUUGUCACUGCUGUUUCAGUAUUUGGACCUCGCCAGAUAACUCAACAGAUUAUGUGCAUUGGAUUGGGAGCUGAAGAGUUUUUGAAAUCUUUCAUUGAAACUAUUAUUCCUUGGUCCUUAAAAAGAUUUAGCCCCUCUACUGCUGCUAGAUUGGAUCUCUUGCUUGCCUUACUUGACGAUGAGUGCUUCUCAAAACAGUGGGACGCCGUUAUUAGAUAUUUAGUGAUACAAGAGAAAGUUAGUUUCGAUCCUGGAACCAUGGACAGAAACUACAUAUCUGUCUUGGCUAUUCUGAUGGAGAAGGUCAAAGAGAGAACUAAGAAGAGUGUUCAUCAGUCUGACCAAUGUGAAGACUGGCAUCACGAGCUGCUAGAUUUGGUUGCAGUCUAUGUUGUUCAAGCCUUUCCUCAAUUUGGAGAUUCUGAUGCUCGAUUUAUAUGUGCUGUCCUUGGUGGAGGAACAAUAGAUGAUAAAAUUUCCUUUAUAUCACGGAAGACAGUAAUUUUGAUAUUCGAGGAAGUUCUUACGAGGCUAAUGACUUUCAUGAAGGAUUCUACUUUUUCUUGGGUGCAAGAUGUGUGCUCUUUAUUAUAUAGUGGGAGUAAAUAUUCUGACUGGAAGUUGGAACCUUCUAAUAAUCUGCUGGAGAUGGCUCAUUUUGUUUUGGAUAUACUCAAUGGUAGUUUAUUCUGUCUGAAUACUAUUGAGGCUGAACGUGAGUUAGUUCAAGGUAUAUUAGCUGCAAUAUUUAUCAUUGACUGGGAAUUUAGCUGCAUAAAUGUUUCAGAGGACAAGCUUAAUAAAGAGCAUAUAGGAGAAACUGGAUCCAGGUUGGCCUUUUGCGAAGCUGUCCAUGCUUUUCGCUGCAAAAUCCGUGAUCAGUUCUUGAGAGGUUUUGGUGUAAAUAACCGGAAGAGCUUGGGAACUACUUUGGUUCAGUCAAUAAAAUGCAUUACAUUUGUAGAUAACAGAUUUGAAUCAGAUAAUUUCGUAUCUUUAUGCGGCCAAUGGACACUUGAUGUUUUUGAAAUUUUUUGUCAAGACCAAGUUGAGGAACAACAGUUGUUGGAGCAGUUUCUGAGCAAGAAUGAUUCGUGGCCAUUGUGGGUCAUUUCUGAUGGGAUAGGAGCCAGAUUGAGAACUGAUAAUGUUUCACUUUCUCUCCAUGCACCCAGUAAUACCAAGUUUAUUGCUUUGGUUGACAAACUAAUUUCUAAAAUUGGCUUUGAUCGAGUUGUUGCUGGACUUAUUUCCGAGGCAUCACCUUCUUCAACUAAAGAUUCUCCUACAGACUUGGGAAUCAAUAAGACUCACUAUUCUCGGCCUUGGCUUGCUGCUGAAAUUUUGUGCACAUGGAAAUGGAUUGGUGGCUGUGUUUUGGACUCCUUUUUACCUUCCUUCGUUAGCUAUAUGAAGAAUGGAGAUUGUGGCUUUUCAGAUUCCAUUUUGAAUGUUUUGAUUGAUGGGGCUCUUGUCCAUGGAUCUUGUAGUGGAUUAAAUCUCUUACAGCGUGCUUCAGUUGACGAGUUAGAGGCUGUUGACGAACCCUUUUUGAGAGCUCUUUUAUCUGUGCUCUCUACUUUUUUCCAAGAUAAUCUGUGGGGAAAUGAAAAAGCUACAUCACUCUUUAAGCUACUUGUAGACAAACUAUACAUUGGCGACAACGCAAACCUAAAUUGUUUGAAGAUUCUUCCAUCAAUUAUGAACAUACUUGUUAGACCCUUGAGCAUUGGAGCUGAAGAUCGAACAAAUGAUCUGUCUGAUCCUUAUAGCGAAAGCAAAUUACAUAAUGUAACUGUAGACUGGCUCAACAGAACUGUAUGUUUUCCUUCGCUGAGUACGUGGCAAAGUGGAGAAGAUAUGGAGGACUGGCUUCAGUUGGUUAUAUCCUGUUUUCCCGUAGAAGUAACAGAAAGGAUGCAAGAGAUAAAACCAGCGAGAUAUGUCUUCCCUGCGGAGAGAGCUGUUCUGUAUGAGUUAUUUCAGAAGCAGAGGCAAGGUGCAUCAGCUGUAUUAAAUAAGCUACCAUUGGUACAGAAGCUAUUGUCAGAGUUAAUGGUGAUUUCAGUAGCUUAUUGCUGGGAAGAUUUUGAUGAAGAUGAUUGGAAAUUUGUUUUGCAUCGGCUGAGAUUUUGGAUUGAAGCAGCUGUUGUUAUGAUGGAAGAAGUUGUUGAAAAUGUCAAUCACACUUUGGCUAAUGGAUCUAAUGACGUCAAUGCCUCAUUAAAUGAGUUUGAGAAUGCUGUUGUAAUCAGCGAUCCUUUUCCUGUAGAACUCGCCAGAAAUGCACUUGUUGGGUUCUCGCUGUUUUGUUCUCUCAUUGGGUCGCAAGAUAAAGAACAUGCCGGAAAUUUAAAUCAUUUGGGGAGUGAGAAAUGGGAGAUCAUGACAGAUCGCAUUUUCGAAGGUAUUCUCCGUUUGUUCUUCUGCACCGCCGCUUCGGAGGCAAUAGCAAAUUCAUGUUGCCACGAAGCAUCGUCUAUCAUCGCAUCAUCUCGGCUUGGUCAUCGCCAGUUCUGGGAGUCGGUUGCUUCAUGUGUUCUUCAGUCUAGUUCACAUGCAAGAGACAAAGCCAUGAAGUCAAUCGAAAUUUGGGGGCUAAGUAAAGGAGCCAUCAGUUCUCUUUACGCCUUGGUGUUUUCAUGCAAACCACUUCCACCUCUGCAGUAUGCAGCGUUUGUUCUUCUAUCAACUGAGCCAGGAGCUCAGUUAGCUUUUACAUGCGACACUGGCAAGGUUUCCAAUGAUGGUACUCUUAAUAAUGAGGAUUCUUUUGAUACAUCGUCGGCAGAAAAUGUUCAUUUGAGGGAAGAACUUUCUUACAAACUUGAAAAAUUACCUCCAAGGGUUCUUGAAAUGGAUUUAGUGGCACAUGAACGGGUAAAUGUUUUAGUUGCUUGGUGUUUACUGCUGGAACAUAUGACAUCAUUGCCUUCAUCUUCACCGGCAAGGGAGAGAAUAAUCCAAUACGUACAAGAGUCUACCAGUUCAGUAAUAUUAGAUUGUCUUUUCCAACACAUACCAUUGGAGCUAUAUAUGGGCAGCAGCUCAAGGAAGAAAGAUGCAGAACUUCCUGCUGCAGUGUCAGAAGCUGCAAGGCGUGCUAUUGCCACCAGUUCAGUAUCGGUUUCUGUUCAGUUCCUUUGGCCCAUUGGACCCGAGAAAAUGGCUUCACUUGCCGGUGCAGUAUUCGGUUUAAUGCUUCAUCAUCUUCCUGCCUAUGUACGAGGGUGGUUUAGUGAUAUACGGGAUCGUUCGGCAUCAUCUGCCAUUGAGGCUUUCACAAAAGCAUGGUGUAGCCCAACUCUGAUAUCAAACGAAUUAUCUCAGAUCAAGAAAGCCAGUUUUGCCGAUGAAAAUUUCUCUGUAAGUGUGAGUAAAUCAGCUAAUGAGGUUGUCGCCACCUAUACUAAGGAUGAGACGGGAAUGGAUCUGGUAAUUCACCUUCCUCCAUCUUAUCCUCUGAGGGCAGUUGAUGUUGAUUGCACUAGGAGCCUCGGCAUUACUGAGGUGAAGCGAAGGAAAUGGUUGAUGUCAUUGAUGUCAUUUGUUCGUAAUCAGAACGGAGCCUUAGCUGAAGCAAUAAGAAUAUGGAAAAGCAAUUUCGACAAGGAAUUUGAAGGUGUGGAGGAGUGCCCGAUAUGCUAUAGUGUCAUCCAUACCGUCAACCAUAGCAUGCCACGUCUUGCUUGCAAGACCUGCAAGCAUAAAUUUCACUCGGCUUGUCUUUAUAAGUGGUUCUCAACUUCUCACAAGUCGACUUGUCCGCUGUGCCAAUCUCCCUUUUGACCCUGUCAGUAAUGAACACACACAACACCUGUUAAUAUUUCGGUUCAAGAUAUUCGUUUAGAAGAAAGCAAACUCUAUCACUCAAACCAAAGAUGUUCUGAAACUGGUCUUUCCCUAUAUUAACGAGACGAAUAUUCAUUUAUUUGAGCUCGAUUGAGCAUGUUGCAGACAACUUGUCAACUUACUCCAGGAGGCUUUUAUCUCUGCAAUGUCGACGUGGUUUUCGUUUUCCAUCUCCAACCAUGCCAUUCAUGUAUGUACGAGAGAUUGCGGUUUGCUUGGAGCCUUAUCAGUUGCUAAACGAAAGGCAGACAAUUCGAGUUGUUGCUAUUUUUAUUUUUAUUUUUCCUUUUUGUGAUAAUCAUACCAUAUACUAAUUGGUAAUCAACUAAACAUUAGGGAUGAUUUUCCGUAGUAUUAGUCACUAAUAUGUUAUUGAUUUUCUUUUGUUGUGUCGGUAUCGAUCUUCAUAAAGGUCACUUGCUAACAGCAACUUCUCAUAGCAUCUUAUUUUUAUACUCAAUACUCUUUAACGAUUACAAUCGAAAUCUCUUGGUAUUU
Messenger RNA from Erythranthe guttata (spotted monkey flower), 6434 nucleotides. Its product is annotated as HEAT/U-box domain-containing protein. The record is from RefSeq and is a predicted model, not a curated record. Gene Ontology annotation, molecular function: ubiquitin protein ligase activity; zinc ion binding; ribosomal large subunit binding. Gene Ontology annotation, biological process: rescue of stalled cytosolic ribosome; ribosome-associated ubiquitin-dependent protein catabolic process. Gene Ontology annotation, cellular component: cytosol; RQC complex. NCBI's taxonomy places the organism in Eukaryota, Viridiplantae, Streptophyta, Magnoliopsida, Lamiales, Phrymaceae.